Messenger RNA from Cylicocyclus nassatus, 462 nucleotides. NCBI's taxonomy places the organism in Eukaryota, Metazoa, Nematoda, Chromadorea, Rhabditida, Strongylidae. The record is from the annotation of a GenBank genome assembly.
AUGCAUGACCCGAACAGAUGUCUAGCAGAGGAGGUGAAAGAAGUGCCGAAUCCAUCGGCACAGAGCCGACCAGGGCAGAUCAACCGCCGCCUUGCUUCAGAAUCCUCUUCAUCAAUUGUCUGUGGAGCGAAUUUGUCCGAGACUGACUGGUUCUCAACGGAUGAGGUGGCUUCAGUAGAUCUACUCAGAUCCAUCGUAGCCAUGAGAGGAAAGAAAGACGUCCAAGGGUGGCUUGUAAGAAAGGGCUUCUGCAAAAUAGUCACUAGGACAGGCCUUUAUUAUUUGAAGAAAAAGAAACCAAAAAGCAUGAAAUAUAGAACUAACAAAAACAUUUCCUUUUUCUCUUCACAAAAGCUCGUGACACUACUUACUUGCAAUAAAUAUUCCAUAGAAAAUGGUGAUCUUUGGUUAGAGCUAGUGGAAAAGCGUGAAAAUGACUCCGAUUGCGCAGCACAAUUCUGA